Molecule: messenger RNA, 3586 nt
Organism: Gaeumannomyces tritici R3-111a-1
Lineage: Eukaryota; Fungi; Ascomycota; Sordariomycetes; Magnaporthales; Magnaporthaceae
Exons: 2
Coding region: 1866-3443 (525 amino acids)
Biological process (GO): secondary metabolite biosynthetic process
Molecular function (GO): FAD binding
Source: RefSeq, a predicted model, not a curated record
CUUCCUUCCCCCUCCUUCCGGGCCCCGAGCCCGCGGUCCAGGCGUUCGUGUUUUUUUAAGGUUCUUGACGGAUGGCACCCCACCAAAGGGCAGUUAAAAAGGGAACCGGGGCCCCAUCGAGAUGGAUCUCACUGGCGUUUCCCAGGUGGGUUAUUUUUACCUGUUGAGGAAAUUCCAGGGCGACCAGAAGGCGAAACGCAGGCGCAACCGUACACGGACAGAACAGACGACAAACAAACACACACACAGACCGAAGCGAGAAAUGCGAUCGGGCCAGCGAUCUGCAUAAACCUGCCCCGAACGUCAACUUUCGCCUGAUCCAUACCUUCAAUGCGGGACGCUGCCCUCCCCUGCCAACGACAAGUGCCGAAUGGGACGGUUUAAGAGAUGGUGGCGUUGGUGAUGCCUGCAAUUUAGUCGGGAGGAUUUGAAAUUGGUGGUGGCAGCAAGAAGGGGGAAGGAAGAAACAGACAGGAAAAGAAAGCGAAAACGAGCGUCAAUGCUGAUUUCAGACGCCGGUGACCAGAGCGAGCCCGACAUGGAAGGAGAACGCGAGCAAACGGGCCGAUCCGCAUGGCCUUGGAACAUGCGGCGUGCGCCCUCGGGAGAAUGAAGGCGGGUGACAAAAUUCCCUGCCUUCAUUGGGAGGACGUUCCCAGGCGGGCAGGUGAGCGUUCGUGAUGGCGGAUGAACAUUUCUCUGUGUCGCAAAAAGAACCCACCGCGACGGGGCACGGCGGCGGGUGAACGUUUUCGCAUGACGACAUGGCGACAUGCCCCUAGACGCACACCGAGCCACAGAACUGGAACCGACGCAGCCCUCACAGCCCUGUGCCGGCGCUGCGGUGCUACCUGCUGCGAUGCCACCCCGGCCCGCUGCCCGGACAUGGCCGACGGGCAGUUUCUGUGCAUGACAUUCUUAAAGGGCAAGCCUUCCCUAUUUCAACCUCACGGGUUUCUUAGCUGGUAGCAUUCGGCCUAGCAACCUGCCUCUCUCGAGUCAGCCGCCCUGCCAUGGAGGUUGGGGGUUGGGUGGGUGCUGCGGGAGAGGAUGGCCUAGGCCAAACCCGAUGUGACGCCAGCCCAUCUCAUCCGAUCGCCGACAACGGGCCCCCGGGCCCGAUUCCUCCGAGAUCGACGGAGGUGGAGUUGGACGCCAAUCGUCGAGCAAAACGCCGUCGAGCGCGCAGUUUUAGCCGUUGGUCGGGAUCCGUGGGCCGAAGAGUGUUGGACCAGCACACCCCGGCCUGGCUCUUUCCUGCCCACCGGUCAAGACCCUUAUCAUCCCUCACAAAUUCUCAGACCGCCCUUGCCCAUUCCGUUCAUCACACAGAUUUGCACCAGCACGAUACCAUCUCACGUCGUCGUCACAAUACAGUUUGCCGAAACCGUCAUCUCGUCUCUGGGUGGACGGCAUCCGUCAUCAGCCCAUGCCGGCAGAAACCGCCAACAGCCCUCCAACAUGUUCCGGCCGUGUAUUCGACCCCUCCGCCAGCGGCACAGCAAGAAAAAGUAUUUUAACGGCGCAUGCGGGAAGGAGGGGCACUCGAGGGUAACAGUCCCUCCUCACCGAAACCCGCUCUGCAGACGCGCGCCAGGAAAUAACCCGUCGAGAGGCCACAGCGGCAUCGGGACGAGUCGCUUACCAGCCUCAUUACUCGCACCCCGGCCGGGAUAAACCCCGGAUAAAAGAGAGGGUUGUAGUUAGUGCAGCGCUAGAAAGGGGUUGAGAGAAAAAGAAGGGGAAAAGGAGGGAAGACAAGAAAUUAGAGACAAUUGGCUCGGGUUGAGGAAGGGGUGGGUAGUCAGAUAAGCCAAGGGACAAAAGUAUAAAAAAAAGGUAAAAAUAUUAGCACGCGAACAAACAUGACAUCACCGCCAACGGCUCCCCGAACCGCAGAUCCGCCAGCGCCCACGUCUCCUCCUCCUCCCUGUCCUCCUCCUCUGACGUCGGCGGCGGCAGAGUUCUCGCGCCCGCCCACCAAGCCCUUCGACGUGGGCAUCGUGGGCGGGGGCAUCGCGGGCGUGGCGCUGGCGCUGCAGCUCCUGCGGCACGGCGUGGCCGCCACCGUGUACGAGCAGGGUGCGUGCUUCGCCGAGGUGGGCGCCGGCAUCUCGCUCGGCCCCAACGCCGCCCGCGCCCUUGAGCUCAUCUCGCCCGCCCUGCUGGCCGCCGCCGCGGGGAGGGCCGCGCGGCCGCGGAGGGGUGCUGAUGACGACGACGUCUGGUUCGACCUUCGGCUUGGGUGCUGCCCGUAUGAAAGGGGUGGUGGUGGUGGGGGCGGCGCUGCGGCAGGGACGGGUGGUGAAGCAGGAGAGCGGGGAGGAGACGCAGAAUCAGGAGCAGCAGCAGCAGCAGCAGCAGACCCGCCGCCGCCCGUGAUCCUCCGCCUGCGCUGCAAGGGCGGCCAGGUCUCGAUGCUGCGCGCGCACCUGCUCGACGAGCUGGCGGCGCUGCUGCCGGUCGGGGCGGCGCGCAUGGGCCACCACGUCGUUGACUGCCAGCCCCAGCCCGGCGGCGCCGGCGGUGUGGUACUUAGGUUUGCGCACGGCGCCGAGGCGCGCCACGACGCCGUGGUGGCCUGCGACGGCAUCCGGUCGCUGGUGCGGCGGUGCGUGCUCGGCCCCGACGACCCGGCCUCGUCGCCCGUCUUCUCGGGCAAGUACGCCUACCGCGGCCUCGUGCCGCUCGACGCCCUCCACGACGCCCUGGGCGGGGAGGAGGAGCUGGACCCGGGCCCGCAGAUGUAUCUAGGGAGGGGCGGGCAUGUCAUUGCGUACCCGCUGUGGGAAGCCGGAGUGAUGAAUAUCGUCGCCUUCAGCAACACUCCCUCGUGGCCCGACCAGUCCUGGGUGGUCUCGCGCACGCGCGACGAGAUGCUCGCCGACUUUGCCGGCUGGCACCCGCGCGUGCGCCUCUUCCUCUCGCUCAUGGGCCCCUCCACCAGCGCCUGGGCGCUCUUCGACCACGGCGUCCCCGCCGCCUCCUUCUGCGACGGCCGCGUCUGCCUCGCCGGCGACGCCGCCCACGCCUCCACUCCGCACAUGGGCGCCGGCGCCGGCGUCGCCCUCGAGGACGCCUGCGUGCUCGGCGCCCUGCUGGGCGACCCCGCCGUCCGCCACGCCGCCGACGUCGAGGUCGCCUUUCGUGUGUUUGACGCGCACCGCCGCGCCCGCGGCUUGCGCGUAGUCGCCGACAGCCGCGUCCAGGGCCGCCUGUACGGGCUCGAGCUCGACGGGGAUGUAGAUGCGGACCCGGCCCGGGUGGUGGAGAGCCUGCGCGGCCGCAUGCGCUGGCUGUGGGACCACGACCUGGACCGGGAGCUGGACGAGGCGCGUGCCGACUUGCGGGGCCUGCUGCUGGGCAGACGGGACGGGCUGUCGGCUGGGAAUCAGGGGCAGGGAGAUCUCGGCGUCCAUGUCAGCCCAACCGGAAGGUUGUGAUGGAUUCGAGGAGGGCUGGUGACUCUGGUGGAUGUCGAUAGUGUAAUUGUAUAUUUGAAGACGAAGCGACCAUCAUACGGCACGCCAACUCUCUGCUCCUGUUCUCGCUCCAUGGCGAAGGCUAACAUGAUAUACACACCGCC